This is a messenger RNA of Myotis brandtii (Brandt's bat), 2877 nucleotides long. RefSeq names its product prolyl endopeptidase-like (gene PREPL). Gene Ontology annotation, biological process: proteolysis. The transcript has 15 exons. The coding region runs from base 374 to 2557 and encodes 727 amino acids. Lineage: Eukaryota; Metazoa; Chordata; Mammalia; Chiroptera; Vespertilionidae. Gene Ontology annotation, cellular component: cytoskeleton; Golgi apparatus. Gene Ontology annotation, molecular function: serine-type endopeptidase activity. The record is from RefSeq and is a predicted model, not a curated record.
CCGGCCCUCACUCAUCUCGGCGUCCGGAGGCAGAGCGCCUUUCCGUGGGCGCAGUUUUCCCCUAUGGGUACCAGAAUCAGUGCUGCAUAGUUUGAACGUGAUAGGAUUGACUUUACAAAUGAAACAUUUUUGUCACACCUGCCAAGAAGUAUGAUUUGAAUGAAACUUUAACUUAUACACGUUUUCAGAUAUUUUUAACCCGGGUUCUCAGCUGUCUGCAGUUAUUCAUUACCCGAGGGGUGCAUGGCCCUGAAGGGGGGGAUAAGAACUGCGGAUUGUAGGUACUCUGAGAACCCACUACUGUGUAAUCAGACCUAUGAAAUCACUUGUGCUGGCAGCCCCAAAGCGAGCAUAAACCAGGGACUUUGAUAUCAUGCAGCAGAAGAGCAAAUUAUUUCUCCAGGCUUUGAAGUAUAGUAUUCCUCACCUUGGGAAAUGCGUGCAGAAACAGCACUUGAAUCACUGUAACUUCGCCGAUCAUUAUUACAGUAGAAUAAAAUUGAAAAAAUAUCACCUAACCAAGUGUCUGCAGAGUAAGCCCAAGAUAUCAGAGUUAGCAAGAAACAUCCCAAGUCGGAGCUUCUCAUGUAAGGAUAUUCUGCCUAUUAAACAAGAAAACGAAAAACCCCUUUCAGAAAACAUGGAUGCAUUUGAAAAAGUGAGAACAAAAUUAGAAACACAGCCACAAGAAGAAUAUGAAAUCAUCAAUGCAGAGGUUAAACAUGGAGGUUUUGUUUACUACCAAGAAGGUUGCUGCUUGGUGCGUUCAAAAGAUGAAGAAGCAGACAGUGAUAAUUAUGAGGUUUUGUUCAAUUUGGAGGAACUUAAAUUAGACCAGCCCUUCAUUGAUUGUAUCAGAGUGGCUCCUGAUGAAAAAUAUGUAGCUGCCAAGAUCAGAACGGAAGAUUCGGAAGCAUCUACCUGUAUAGUUGUGAAGCUCAGUGACCAGCCUGUCAUGGAAGCUUCUUUCCCCAAUGUGUCCAGUUUUGAAUGGGUAAAGGAUGAAGAAGAUGAGGAUGUUUUAUUCUAUACCUUCCAGAGGAACCUUCGCUGUCAUGAUGUGUAUCGAGCCACUUUUGGUGAAAACAAACGUAAUGAACGUUUUUACACAGAAAAAGACCCAAGCUAUUUUGUUUUCCUUUAUCUUACAAAAGACAGUCGUUUCCUCACCAUAAAUAUCAUGAACAAGACCACUUCUGAAGUGUGGUUGAUAGACGGCCUAAGUCCUUGGGAUCCACCUGUACUUAUCCAGAAGCGAAUACAUGGGGUCCUUUACUACGUUGAACACAGAGAUGAUGAACUAUACAUUCUCACUAAUGUUGGCGAGCCUACAGAAUUCAAGCUAAUGAGAACAGCAGCUGAUACACCUGCUAUCAUGAAUUGGGACUUAUUUUUCACAAUGAAGAGAAAUACCAAAGUCGUAGACUUGGACAUGUUUAAGGAUCACUGUGUUCUCUUCCUGAAGCACAGCAAUCUGCUUUAUGUUAAUGUGAUUGGUCUGGCUGAUGACUCAGUUCGGUCUCUAAAGCUCCCUCCUUGGGCCUGUGGAUUCAUAAUGGAUACAAAUUCAGACCCAAAGAACUGUCCCUUUCAGCUUUGCUCUCCAAUACGUCCCCCAAAAUAUUACACAUACAAGUUUGCAGAAGGCAAACUGUUUGAGGAAACUGGACAUGAAGACCCAAUCACAAAGACUAGUCGUGUUUUACGUCUAGAAGCCAAAAGCAAGGAUGGAAGGUCAGUGCCAAUGACUAUCUUCCACAAAACGGAUUCUGAGGACUUGCAGAAAAAACCUCUCCUGGUCCAUGUGUAUGGAGCUUACGGCAUGGACUUGAAAAUGAAUUUCAGGCCUGAAAGGAGGGCGUUGGUGGACGAUGGAUGGAUAUUAGCAUAUUGCCAUGUGCGGGGUGGUGGUGAGUUAGGCCUUCAGUGGCACGCUGAUGGCCGUCUAACUAAAAAACUCAAUGGCCUUGCUGACUUAGAGGCUUGCAUUAAGACGCUUCAUGACCAAGGCUUUUCUCAGCCAAGUCUAACAACCCUGACUGCUUUCAGUGCUGGAGGGGUGCUUGUGGGAGCGUUGUGUAACUCUAAUCCAGAGCUCCUGAGAGCUGUGACUAUGGAGGCACCUUUCUUGGAUGUUCUCAACACCAUGAUGGAUACUACACUUCCUCUGACAUUAGAAGAAUUAGAAGAAUGGGGGAAUCCUUCAUCUGAUGAAAAACACAAGAACUACAUAAAACGUUACUGCCCCUAUCAAAAUAUUAAACCUCAGCAUUAUCCUUCAGUUCACAUCACAGCUUAUGAAAACGAUGAACGGGUACCUCUGAAAGGAAUUGUAAACUACACUGAGAAACUCAAGGAAGCCGUUACGGAGCACGCUAAGGACAGUGGUGAAGGCUAUCAGGCCCCCAAUAUUAUUUUAGACAUUCAGCCUGGAGGCAAUCAUGUGAUUGAGGAUUCUCACAAAAAGAUUACAGCCCAGAUUAAAUUCCUGUAUGAGGAACUCGGACUUGACAGCACCGGUGUUUUCGAGACUCUUAAGAAAUAUGUAAAAUUCUGAAAUUCUGUGGAAAUUGGAAACACAUGGAAACAUUUCCUAGUUUUAUUUGCAAUUAGGUUAGCAAAAGUGAGUUUUUUUAAGUAAAUGAAUAGUUUAUUAAAAUUUGCUUCUCUAUCCUAAUUUUGUUUAGUGUAUAUCUCACUUACCCUGUUCUCUCCUUGGUGUAUAUGCCCCUUACCUAGGAAAAUAGAUUUCUAAUCUCACUCCUCAGGAUAUGGAGCGGGGGUGAGGAAGGGUUGGAGGCGGCAGAACACCGCCCUCUCCCCAUCAAAACAGCUUUGUGUUUGUCUGUUUUACUAAAAUUUUCUUUGAACAGUUUA